Molecule: messenger RNA, 489 nt
Organism: Adineta steineri
Lineage: Eukaryota; Metazoa; Rotifera; Eurotatoria; Adinetida; Adinetidae
Source: the annotation of a GenBank genome assembly
AUGUUUAUAUUUAAAUUAAUUUGUAGGUUAUGGUUAUUUAUUAUUUCAAAAGUUCCUGAAACUAUAGAUACAUUAUUUAUUGUAUUACGACGACAAGAACUUAUUUUCCUACAUUGGUUUCAUCAUGCAUCAGUACUUGUGUAUUGUUUUUACAGUUAUGGUCUAUUCGCACCAUCUGGUCGUUGGUUUACGACAAUAAAUCUAUGCAUUCAUGCAAUUAUGUAUGGUUAUUUUGCAUUACGAGCUGCUCGUUUUCGAAUUCCUCGGUUUAUACAACAAUCUAUUACAGUAUUUCAACUUAUUCAAAUGAUUAUUGGUUGUAUAGUUAAUAUUUCUGCAUAUAAAUAUAAAUAUGAUGGAUACUAUUGCAUGACAUCUUAUAGUAACAUUAUCGUAUCACUUCUACUUUAUUUUGCUUAUCUCAUCCUUUUUGCAUAUUUUUUCUAUACAACAUAUUUACAAAAACGAACGAAAAAACGUCGAGACUAA